Penicillium vulpinum is the source of this 1332-nucleotide messenger RNA. RefSeq lists its product as uncharacterized. Gene Ontology annotation, cellular component: mitochondrion. NCBI's taxonomy places the organism in Eukaryota, Fungi, Ascomycota, Eurotiomycetes, Eurotiales, Aspergillaceae. The transcript is spliced from 2 exons. The record is from RefSeq and is a predicted model, not a curated record. The coding region runs from base 1 to 1332 and encodes 443 amino acids. Gene Ontology annotation, molecular function: phosphatidylserine decarboxylase activity. Gene Ontology annotation, biological process: phosphatidylethanolamine biosynthetic process.
AUGGCGGAAAAUAGCUCACAACACCACCUUCACAAUGUCGGCAACUGGAUGCCAGCAGACCACAGAGCCCACAAAGAAUGGCUAGGAGGAAUAAUCCGCCAAGUGGAUGAAAGCGAGGAAAAACCGCUCCACCCAGUCCUAGUCGAAUUCAGACAGCUCAUCGAAAAAAACACACGUGUAUACAUGCUCUUGACUUCGAUGUUCAAGGAAGUCCCACAGAAGAAGCGAUAUGGACACGACCCAACAGGCAACCCGGAAAUCCGUGACUAUUGUCAUUUCCUGCAUGUUCUUAAUCACCUUCUGACGACUGCACCUACCUGGACCGACAAGGCACACCGUGCCGGUCUAGUCGGUCUGCCUAUUAAUGCCGUCCUCGAUUGGCCAAUGGGUACACCCAGUGGAUAUGCAGCCUUCCUAGAUCCUGACAUCAACGCUAUUCUCAAGAAGGUCUUGAAUGUGUGGGGCGAGUUCUUACGCUCACCUGCUUCUGCUGAUGUACUGAAUGACACUUCUCACGGGUGGUUCGGCAAGACCGGCACUCGGGAUCUCACAGCUGCUGCAAAGGUCGGCCCGAUGGCUGCAACUGAUUUGCAAUUCCACGAUCUAUUCGAAUGUGACCCAUCUGCACCAAACCACGGAUUUAAAUCCUGGGAUGACUUCUUCACCCGCCGCGUCAAAGAGGGAAUUCGUCCCGUCGAAGACCCUGAGGACGGAAGGGUUAUCGCUAAUGCGUGCGAAUCGAGACCGUACCGAGUUGCGCAUCAUGUUCAUGCCCGUGACAAGUUCUGGAUCAAGAGUCAGCCCUACUCUGUCCUCGACAUGCUGGGCCAUGAUACUCUUGCGCCGCAGUUUGUUGGUGGCACUAUCUAUCAGGCUUUCCUUAGUGCGUUGAGCUAUCACCGUUGGCAUUCGCCUGUUACCGGAAAGGUUGUCAAGGCUUAUGUUGUUGACGGUACUUACUACUCUGAGCCGCUGUUUGAAGGCCUUGGGAACCCGGGUAUGUCACAGAAGGAGAUUGAUAUGGCGGGUCAGGUUACUUCUCAGGGAUAUAUCACUUCAACUGCAACACGGGCACUUAUCUUCAUUGAAGCCGAUGAGCCAGCAAUUGGAUUGGUGGCAUUUAUUGGAGUUGGUAUGGCAGAGGUUUCGACUUGUGAUAUCACUGUCAAGGAGGGGGAUAGAGUGAAGAAGGGAGAUGAAAUUGGUAUGUUCCACUUUGGUGGUUCGACACACUGUCUUCUUUUCCGAAAGGGUGUUCAUGUGUCUGGGCUCCCAGAGCCUGGGAUGGCAGAGAACAAGCCAGUGCGAAGCAAACUGGCAGUUGUCUUAUGA